AUGGAACUAUUGGCAAUGUCAUGUGUAAGAAAUGCGGGUUUAGUUGAAUUAGCUCUUGGUUGUGGGACUUCAUUGAAAGCUCUUGGUAUUGCUGCUUGUGCUAAGAUAACUGAUGUCUCACUGGAAGCAGUGGGCGUACAUUGCAAGUCUCUUGAGACCCUUUCUUUAGAUUCUGAGUUCAUGCACAACAAAGGGGUGCUUGCUGUAGCCCAAGGAUGCCCAUUUUUGAAAGUAUUGAAGCUACAAUGCAUCAAUGUUACUGAUGAGGCUUUGAAAGCUGUAGGCACUUCUUGUGCGCCAUUGGAGUUAUUAGCUCUAUAUAGUUUCCAGAGAUUCACAGAUAAGUUCAUUUUUCAAUUUUUCUAUUGGUUGCCUCUAAAUGUUAUUGGGUACCUUAGCCAAAGAGCAAAUCAAACUGGAAAAUUAUUUCUGAAUUCCACUGAGCAAGGAAGUUGUCUCGUUUUGCUUACAAGGUUUCGCGGAAACAUCUCUGGUUGUGGGAUUGAGAAGCUAGUUAGUGGGAAUGGUGGCUGUUCUGACUACUCUCUUGAUGAUGUUACCAAUAAAUUGGGAGAUAGAGUUCACGGUUUUGGUGUCGAUUAUUGGUAG
Molecule: messenger RNA, 609 nt
Organism: Humulus lupulus (European hop)
Lineage: Eukaryota; Viridiplantae; Streptophyta; Magnoliopsida; Rosales; Cannabaceae
Product: F-box/LRR-repeat protein 4-like
Exons: 5
Coding region: 1-609 (202 amino acids)
Biological process (GO): SCF-dependent proteasomal ubiquitin-dependent protein catabolic process
Cellular component (GO): SCF ubiquitin ligase complex
Source: RefSeq, a predicted model, not a curated record